Molecule: messenger RNA, 2585 nt
Organism: Neocloeon triangulifer
Lineage: Eukaryota; Metazoa; Arthropoda; Insecta; Ephemeroptera; Baetidae
Gene: Mo25
Product: protein Mo25
Exons: 7
Coding region: 351-1361 (336 amino acids)
Biological process (GO): intracellular signal transduction
Molecular function (GO): protein serine/threonine kinase activator activity
Source: RefSeq, a predicted model, not a curated record
AUCAGCAAUCAGCAGUUGACUGACUAAUUCCGACUCCGCAAUCGCCGUCUUGGUGCACUUUUGCGCUGCUGUUGAAUUCCGACUUCCGUGUCGACCAUCAAUCCACCUAUCCCCGGAUCCACCAGUGAUCAAUCGUGACCGUGAGUGCCAAAAUCGGGUGUUCGCCGAGGCUCUGCGUGCGGGAGAUGUUCACUCGAGCCGAGUGACUUGAAUCACCGCAGACCCUCCGACUCCCUUUUUGCCCUAAGCUUGCUGCACCGAAAGUAAUCGGGCGAACUUCCAGGCCACUGUAUCUUCCUGAUAGCUGAAGACUUCAGUUUGUGCGAGACGGAAAUUCAACAAAGGGCAAAAUGCCACUGUUCGGAAAAUCACAGAAAAGCCCCGCCGAGGUUGUGAAAUCAUUGAAAGACGCGUUGAGUGCUUUAGAGAGAGGAGACAAGAAGGCUGAAAAGGCACAAGAAGAUGUGAGCAAAAACCUGGUGCUUAUUAAAAACAUGCUUUAUGGAACGUCAGACACUGAGCCACAGACGGACAUAGUGGUAGCACAACUCGCACAGGAACUCUACAAUAGCGCCCUGCUCCUUUUAUUAAUCCAAAAUUUAGCUCGGAUUGAUUUUGAGGGCAAGAAAGAUGUGGCGCAGGUUUUCAACAACAUUCUGCGGCGACAGAUCGGAACUCGAUCACCGACAGUUGAGUACAUCUGCACGAAGCCAGAGAUUCUUUUCACACUGAUGCGUGGCUAUGAGCACCAGGACAUUGCCCUCAACUGUGGUACCAUGUUGAGAGAGUGCGCCAGAUACGAGGCCCUAGCAAAAAUCAUGCUUUACUCAGAGGAUUUCUAUAACUUUUUCAACUAUGUAGAAGUUUCCACUUUCGAUAUCGCCUCGGAUGCCUUUUCCACCUUCAAAGAGCUGCUCACCCGGCAUAAAAUGUUGGGUGCCGAGUUUCUUGAGGCAAACUAUGACAAAGUUUUUGGCCAUUACCAGAGGCUGCUCAACUCAGAGAACUACGUCACUAGACGUCAGUCAUUAAAACUUUUAGGAGAACUUCUGUUAGACAGGCAUAAUUUUUCUGUAAUGACCCGUUAUAUAUCAAAUCCCGACAACCUCAAGCUAAUGAUGAAUAUGCUGAGAGAAAAAUCUAGAAACAUUCAGUUUGAAGCCUUCCAUGUUUUUAAGGUUUUUGUUGCAAACCCAAACAAACCGAAGCCAAUCCUGGACAUUCUUUUGCGCAACCAAGACAAACUGGUCGAGUUUUUGACGAGAUUUCACACAGAUCGUUCCGAGGAUGAGCAGUUCAACGACGAGAAGGCCUACCUCAUCCGACAAAUCCAAGAGCUGCGUGCUGCGCCUGAUCAUUAGCAAAUAGCUCUCUCAUCUGGUUACCACUGCACACCUCCAAGCCUUGGCUAAGAGUCUGCUGAUAAUCAACUAAUCCCAAGCUGAUUUAUAUUUCGCCGCGCUUUUCAACUUAUCACCCCUUCCUUAAGAAUAUAAAUAGUAUGCAAUAUUAUAUUACAGAGUUAGGCUUCUUGUUAUGCGAAGCAACCCCUAUAGGCGUAAGAGUCAAUUAAAAGACAGUUUAGUGACGUCCUUAUUUGAUUUAUGCAAGCAAAGUUGGUUUGUUCUUUAUUGAACAAUUUGUUAAAAGUACUUUGCUGAUUUAAUGGGAAUCUAGGAGAGGGUUAGAGGAAGACGGUUUUGUUCUGAUUGACUUUUUAUUUAUUAAUUUAAUCAUAUAUCACACAUUAUUUGCUGAUAGUUCUCCUCUUUAUAUGUAUAACAGGUAAAAUCAUUGGAGACACCAUCUACUUACUAUUGUAUAUUUAUUUAUCCAUCGUAGAAAUUAAUGUAGCUUCCUGUAUUUGAGGAGGUAAUUAUUUUCUUUAAAAAAGUCAAUUAAUUAAUUACAGGGAUUAACAUGCUAAAGCAAUUCUGCUUAAUUCAUGUUGGUCGAUUGAAACCAGCUUGGGAAUCAUAAAUUUUAAAUCUUUUUAUUUUCAGCCAAGUAAGCAAGUAAAGUAUUAUUGAUAAUUUUUUUUAGUGCUGAAGAAAAUCCCUUCGAAAGUGCUCAAUGAUCAAAAGGCAAAGAUGCAAAUCUUGUGCACUGAAUUUAUUCCAACUUCCCUAACAGACAAAAAAUCAUUGGUUCUUGUAUUCCAGACUCUUACCAGGUAUUCUAAAUGUACGUCGAGAAUUGAAUUUUAGCAUAUUGUAAUUAAUAGUUUUGAGCUGUUAAGUUCAUGUAAUUUUUGUUGAAAUACAUAUUCACUAUCAGGUCGAUAAAUUUAUCUUGAACCUGUAAGGCUAUGCAUUAACUGUUUGGCUACUGAUCAGGACUUAUGAAUUUGUAAAGCAAACUAAAUAAAAAAAAAACACUCCAAUGUGCUGAGGUCAGAAAUGAUGAAGAUAACAAAAUGCUAUUUUUUUAAACAGUUUUCUUCGAAUUAUGAUCAUCCGAGAUAUGCAUUUAUAAAGCUGGGUUUUGACCUUGAAUGAUAUCUUGAAAUUAUAAGUGUCUCGAAGAAAAAAAAUUGAGUUUAAUAAAGCUUAUUAUGCUUUCAAUUCACUACAUAAAAGUGCUUU